AUCACAAUACAGCCCACUGUGAAGUCAUCAUCCUCACCUGCUCUUAUGGGAACCGUCGGUUACGUUGGUCGUUAUAACCAAAACUACCCAACCUACACCCCACCCACUAAUGGUCAUUACCAGACCCCGAUUUCGAGUCUAGCUUUACCCCAGAAUAACCCCCUCCAACCCUCUCCUAACCCCUUAAAUGAACCCCCAGGGUCUCCGGGAUUAUUUGACGUUAAAUUCCCUCCAAAACCUCCCACACACCAUGAACCCCAGGAGGCGCCUCCCUUACCCAAGAAAACAGUUCGUUUCACCCCUUCGCUGCUUUCCCAACGCAGUUUAUUAGACGAGAACAUGGGUGAGGAGCAAGAUAUACACCACCCCCUGGUUCAAUACACUCCUAAAACUGAAACACCCCCUGUUAGAGCCACGGACCAAACAACAGGCACCAAAAUAUUCGAUUACAACGAAUUAGAACGUGAAUUCCUGCAAUGACAAAGUGUUGACCAAUGUUUCAUACAAAGCCAUGGGGAAUAGGGAAUUACUUUAAUGCAAGGUUCAAAACUUUGCAUCUUGCAACACUGUAAUCUACUUAUCUGCCGAAAGUUUAUUUUUCUCUUGUUUUAAUAAUUAGUACAUUUCUACCACAACAGUACAAUUACAAUUCAACUUUAAGAAAAUAUAACAUUUCUAUUUCCUGUUUUAUAUAAAAUAGGAUAUCUAUGUUGGUCACGCAGUUGGCUGCUUCUUUAUGUGCAAUGUCAUAGAAAUCUGAUAAUAUUUCCGGCAAUUUUAUGUCAAAUUUUGUUCGUUCUAUGGUGCAAAUUAUUCUGUCAUAAUACUUCAAGUGAAUGUAUUUGUGUCGUGAUCACGUGAUUUUAUGACGGAACAAAAGUGUUUGUGACGUUUCACAUUCAAUUGCUCAAAUUUUCAAUUAUAUAUGAUGUUUAUGUUAGCAAUUUUUAAACGCUUUUGAUUGGCCCAUUCAAGCUGCUAGAGAUAUAAUACUCCUUUCUGAUUGGCUCAUACUUACUCGAGUAUUCCAUUUAUUUUUUCACCAAACAUAGAAUGGUUAUAAAACAUAUUUGCGAUGUUUGCGAAAUAAAAUUUACUGUUAAUUAUAAAA
Ciona intestinalis (vase tunicate) is the source of this 1111-nucleotide messenger RNA. The record is from RefSeq and is a predicted model, not a curated record. Lineage: Eukaryota; Metazoa; Chordata; Ascidiacea; Phlebobranchia; Cionidae.